AUAGAAGUUGAGCAUAAAGCGCUGUGCGCUCUCCAGGAAAAGAGCGCACAUAUUUUCCCACUGCGUACAUACAAACACUAUGGAGAUUUCUGGUCUGCGGAGUUCUCUCAAUGUGUGGAUUUUUCUCCUUUUGCUGCUAUUGGCAACUGCAAGCGCAUUUAACCUGGACACAGAAAACGCGUUGAGGAAGAACGGGGAUCCCGGCAGCCUCUUUGGUUUCUCUCUCGCACUGCACCGGCAGCUACAACCAGUGGAUAAGAGAAAACUUCUGAUUGGAGCUCCUAGGGCCAAAGCUUUAUCCAAUCAGGGUGCAAACAUCACUGGGGGUUUGUACAGCUGUGACAUCACCACUCAUACGGAUGACUGUAAUCGGAUUGAGUUCGACAAUGACGCUGAUAUGCGUGUGGAGAGUAAGGAGAAUCAGUGGAUGGGGGUGACUGUGCAGAGUCAGGGGCCAGGUGGAAAGAUUGUGACCUGCGCUCACCGAUACCAGCGACGGCUGUUUGUGAACACACCACAGGAGUCACGGGACAUUACUGGGCGCUGCUACUUACUCAGUCAGGAUUUCAGCAUUGAUGGCCAGUCAGAUGAAGAUGGCGGCAACUGGAAAUUCUGUGAAGGUCGUCCCAGGGGUCAUGAGAGGUUUGGUGCCUGUCAGCAAGGUCUGGCUGCAACUUUCACCAAAGACUACCAUUAUGUCAUCUUUGGAGCCCCAGGAGCUUAUAACUGGAAAGGAAUUGUGCGAGUAGAGCAAAAAAACAACACUCUCCUGGAAAUGGGCUUUUAUGAUGACGGCCCAUAUGAGGUUGGGGAUGAAAGUCGUUUGGAUCCAGAACUGGUGCCUGUACCUGCUAACAGUUACUUAGGUUUCUCUCUGGAUUCUGGUUACAACAUUACUGAGAAGGGCAAACUGAUUGUGGUGUCUGGAGCUCCGAGAGCCAACCACAGUGGAGCAGUGGUGCUGCUGAGGAAAGAGGGUGAGGUGUCCACCAUGCUGGCGCCAGAGUAUGUGCUAGAAGGACCUGGACUUGCCUCUUCAUUUGGAUACGAUGUAGCAGUUGUGGAUCUCAAUGGAGAUGGAUGGCAGGACAUUGUGGUGGGAGCUCCUCAGUUCUUCCAGAGAGAUGGUGAGGUGGGGGGAGCAGUGUAUGUCUACAUCAACAAGGCUGGAAAGUGGAGCACUGUCGUCCCCAUCCGCCUCAAUGGAACUAAAGACUCAAUGUUUGGACUGGCAGUGGAGAAUAUUGGAGACAUCAAUCUGGAUUCCUAUGAAGAUAUUGCUGUUGGUGCUCCUUAUGCAGAUUCAGGCUCUGGUAGAGUGUACAUCUAUCAUGGAUCAGCUUAUGGCAUUAACACCAAACCAGCUCAGAUUCUGGAAGGUAGACCUCAUGGCAUAAACAUGUUUGGCUAUUCAUUGGCUGGGAACAUGGACUUGGACGACAACUCCUACCCAGAUCUUGCCAUUGGAUCUCUGUCUGAUGCUGCGUUUGUGUACAGGGCCAGACCUGUCAUCAGCAUGAAGAAGGAAAUCAAGGUUACACCAAAGGAAAUUGACUUGACAAAGAAAACGUGUGGAAACAGUAUUUGUUUGAACGUUGAUGUCUGCUUUACCUAUAAAGCAAAUCCUGUUACUUACAACCCCAAACUGACCAUUUCCUACAUGCUCGAGACAGAGUCACAACGCAGAAAGCAGGGGUUGCACUCUAGAAUGUCCUUUCUGGAUAAAAAGCCAACUGAUCAAGACUUCCAGUCUACAGGCACAUUAGAACUGAGAGGACAGAACAAGAAAACAUGUCACAAAGUCAAACUCCGACUGCAGGAGAACAUCAAAGAUAAACUGAGAGCAAUCCCUAUUGAGGUGUCCUAUGCUAUUGAGGGUGCUAAGAGAGGGAAAAGUCAGACCUCACUACCAGAGCUGGUGCCUGUGCUGGACUCGAAUAUACCAAGCAAGACCAGCACUGAAGUGAACUUCCUAAAGGAGGGGUGUGGUUCUGACAACAUUUGUCAGAGUAACCUGCAGCUCCAAUGCAGAUUCUGUUACAGAGAAUCAAACCAUGACAUAUUUCCUCCAUUGCCUAUGAAGAAUGAUAUUGCAGUGGUAUCUCUGAGUGACCAAAAGGACAUUGCUCUGGAGGUAACAGUGAAGAAUAGGAAUGGAGAUGAUGCUCAUGAAGCCAAACUAAUGGGAUGGUUUGGUGAUUCGCUUUCAUACUCUGGAUUCAGAUCUCAGAAAACUACAGACAAGCAUGUGAUCUGUGCGGCCAAUCAGAAUGGCUCACAAGUAGACUGUGAACUGGGGAACCCAUUCAAAAGAGAUUCUGAGGUAACUUUUUACAUUAUCCUGAGCACUGCCAGGAUCUCCCUCCACACCACUGAGGUUGAGGUUGACCUCCAGCUAGAGACAACGAGUCUGCAGGGGGGUUUAGAGAGAGUGAGGGCUAAAGCUAAAGUCGUGAUUGAACUUCUGCUAUCAGUGCAAGGGGUUGCCAAGCCAUCACAGAUGUAUUUUGGAGGGAAUGUUAGAGGAGAGAGUGCCAUGAAGACAGAGGAAGAAGUUGGCAGUUUGAUUGAAUAUGAAUUUAGGGUAAUGAAUUUAGGCAAGCCACUGAAAUCGUAUGGCUCAGCCUCCAUCAAUAUCCAGUGGCCUAAAGAAAGUGCUGUGGGGAAAUGGCUUCUGUACCUGGUGAAGAUCACCUCGAGAGGGCUGGAACAGAUCACCUGCUCACCAGAGAAUGAGAUCAACCCAAACGGCCUGACUGAAGGAUCCACUUUCUCAAGAAGGAAGCGUCAGGCAGAGCCAAACAGGACAUCUGAAGGGAGCAAAAUAUCUCUUUUCACAGAGAAAAGAAAAUACAAAACUCUGUCAUGUGCUGGGGAUUUGAAUUGUGUGGAUAUCAAGUGCCCUCUACAGGGAUUGGACAGUAGUGCGCACAUUAUACUGAGGUCUCGCCUUUGGAACACGACUUUCCUUGAAGAUUAUGCCUCGUAUAAUUAUCUUGACUUGAUAGUGAAAGCCUCAAUCAGUCUUGAUGUUUCUGCUAAGAACAUUGUACUGAAGAAUCCUGAGACACAGGUGAGAUUGACUAUCUUCCCUGAAAAUACAGUGGCUCACUAUGGUGGAGUGCCAUGGUGGAUAAUUCUAGUGGCCGUACUAGCGGGAAUACUGAUGCUCGCUCUGCUAGUGCUUCUACUCUGGAAGUGUGGAUUUUUCAAACGUUCCAAGUAUGAUGACAGCAUUCCUAAGUACCAUGCUGUGAGGAUCCGUAAAGAGACGCGCCACUUUACAGAUGAAAGCAUCAUGUUUGAUCCAUUUGAGAAGAAGCAGUGGAUGACUAUAUGGAGUGAGAAUGAAAGUUACUCCUGAGACUGUUGCCUCACUAAUGUGAGAGUCUGUAGGCCCUCCUGGAGUCCACUAAAUAUAAUGGAGCCUGGAUUCAGGACUUUGCACCAUCUGUGUUGUUACAAUGAAGAUUCAGAAAACUAAAGACUCCUUUCAUGCACUGGUUUGUAACACAGUAUUGGUGUCAAGUCUUAAAAUACCGAGCAAACGAUAAGUGUAAUUUAGGGAUUUUUUUUUUCUUUGAUAAGUGUAUAUGCAAUUGGGACCAGCCUUUUAAAAAUGCCUAUUUGUACAGUUGUGGAUGAUAACUGGACCACUGUAACUGAUUUUAAAUCUGUAAAUAUUGAACUGUACUUGCAUAGUGCUUAUUUAUAAUCUGUUUUAUUUAAUUAGCCAAAGUUUCUCCAGGUUCUUUCUAAAACUGUGAAAUUUACUUAAAAUACAAACAUCAAGUAGAUUAUAAGGCUAAAAUAACCUGAUAUGCACAAUGGAUCAAAGCAGUCUAGCACACUGUAUGGCAGGGUAUUAUAUUUGGGGACUCGCUGCUCAUAUUUUUCUACAUACUGGAUGUGAGUUUUGCUGUUGAGUAGAUAUUAGAUCAGAAACAAAUGUGCAGAUGUGGCUAUGAACGGCACAGAUAAACUGAAUAUUGGGACCAAGAGGAGAACAUACUAAACAAGUGCAAAGUGUGAGUUUCAGUGCCUGUAGAUGUGUGUUUCCAAAGUACCAUAAUCAUUAGAUUUUUCUGAAGAAAAACUCAGCACAUUUAAUUAUUAGGGACUUUAGUAGCUGAUAUACAAUUACAUAUGGACUGACUGAAUAUAACUGAAAGGAAUUUGUCUAUAUGCGUUUGAAUGUUUUGUUGUCCCCGUUAAUUAGAUUACUCCGUUUAUAUUACAGUAUGUGAUCUGUACCAGUAACUCUAUAGUUUGCUCUCAGUGAACUUUAGUAAAAUUUGCUGCGGAAAGUGGAGAUGACACUUCAACUCACUGGCCAUGUUAUAGAUGCACCUACUCUAGUUAAAACCAAUAAGCCAUUAAGUAGCAUAUAAAGCAUGAUAGGACUUGCUGUUAUAAGAAAAUAAUCAGUGACGAGGUGGUGUGAUGCCAUUACAACCCACAAUACAGCAUGUCCCAAACUGCUGUGUUCUUUCUAUACCACAGCAAUUUGCCAAUGAUUACAAUUUUUAUUAAUUCAAGAACAACACAUCAUACUUUUUAUCCCUUUAUUGUUACAUUUAAUGUUUUGGUACUUAAGCAAUAUAUAUAUAUAUAUAUAUAUAUAUAUAUAUAUAUAUAUAUAUAUAUAUAUAUAUAUAUAUAUAUAUAUAUAUAUUCCCUGUUAUCUACUUGUUCCUGUAAUGGUUGUUCAACAAACAAACAAACCAAAACAAUAACAACAACAAACACAGCAUGUCAUUUUACGGAGAAAUUGCAAAUCCCUCUGUCCUGAAGUCUUUCCUGUGUAAGAAAACUUAAAGGAAGUUUUUUUGUUCAGCUUUACCUCUGAGUGACGCUGGAGACUCCUUCCAAAAAUGUUAAAUACAUGUUUCCUCACAUUAAACUUCACCAUAUCAGUGAUUACACUCGUUUUUUUUUAUGUGGUGCGUCUGCCAUACAAGUCCCUGUGUAAAUAGUUAUAAUAGAAACAAUAAGAUUAGAAUUAGUGCAUUAAUAAAAACCAGGCAGAUGGCACUAUAGUGAAAGCUGCUGUUAUGGGAAAUCACUCAACACCUUCUGACCAAUCGGAAUCAACCAUUCAAGAGUGCUGUGGUAUAAACAACCAUAAUGUUUGCCAUCAAAGUGAGACAUUUUGGUACUAAUGAUUUAUUUAAAAGUGAGACAAUUGCAGGGCAUAUUAGCUUUUAUUGACCUCUUUCAUGAGUUUUACCAAAAGACAGGUAUUAGGUAGAUGCUAAUAUACUUAGGUUUAUGUAAAACACAGCACAGGCUUAAAUAUGUAUGCCCAUUGAACGGACUGUUUAAUCCGUAAUGCAAAGAAGUCAGACAGAUUCACUGGAACAUUAUGGAAAAGUACCUCAUGCCCAUGGUUAAAUAUGGUGGCGGCUCUUUAAUGUUUUGGGGCUGUUUUUCUGCCAGAGGACCUGGAAAUUUUGUUAGGAUGCAUGGCAUCAUGGACUCUAUCAAAUAUCAACAGAUAUUAAAUGAAAACCUGACUGCCUCUGCCAGAAAGCUUAAAAUGGUCAUCCCAAUCUCCUGACUUGAAAUCCAUAGAAAACCUGUGGGGUGAACUGAAUAGGAGAGAUCUGGAGAGAUUCUGUAUGGAGGAAUGAUCUCAGAUCCCUGGCCAUGUAUUCUCCAACAUCAUCAGGCAUUAUAUGAGAACACUCAGAGCUGUUAUCUUGGCGAAGGGAGGUAGCAGAAAGUAUUGACUAAAAGGGUGCCAAUAAUUGCUGCACACCUAUAUUCAACAAGUAUAUUAAUUUGUCAAUAAACCUGUCUUGUGUUUGCAAUUGUUUGAUAUCCAUGAGAGCAGAGUAUUUCUGUUAAAUUUUUUAUUUUUUUUAAAAUAUCAAAAGCAUAAACAAUAAACACAUUUUUUCACAGCCUUCUUUGCUCAUAUUUAAGGGUGCCAAUAUUAGUGGAGGGCACUGUAUGCAUGGUUACACACAAUCCAGAAAUAUAUCUAACCAUCACUGACUGACUGUGCACACUAGUGCUAAUAGAUGGAUUACACUUUACAGUUGACUUAUGGAGGUCUGAAUGUCCAUGAAAUUCAGCUGUAGAUAUAUGAUGUAGAUAAUAAAGUGAUUGUUGAGUGUAUUUUUCUAGGUUUUGUACUGUAAUACAUGAGAAUGAAAAUAUGUACUACUUUAGAAAUUAUAAUAAAAACAUCAUGCAUUGGUGUCUAUAUCAGAUGCAGAGCACAGGACUUAUUAGACUACAUUUUCUGUGUAAUUUUUGUAUGUAUAGUGGUGAAGUUUUGACAUCUCCGAAACUUACCUGAAAGAGCUUCUGAAAGCCUCACAAUAAUGCCUAAUCAUAUUAGAAGAAAAUCUAGACAGUACAUUCAGAAUAAAAAAAACAUCCUGUAUGAAUCUGGUUGUCUAGGACAUGCAUAGGGUUUCCUAUGCAAUCCUGGUUCUGCUUUAUUUAUUUAUUCAGGCUAAGAUUUUCCUCACAAAAUAAAUUGUUUUCUCCCUUUUUUAAAAAAUCGGUUUCCUUUUCAUUUGUUAUAAAUUUUUUGUUUAAGACAUACCUUUUUAUUUUUAUAUAUGGCUUAUAGAAAUGUAAUAAAAGUACAAACAAGUCACAAUGUCUUGCACUGUGAUGUGUUUAUUAAAAAAAAAAAGUAUCAAAUAAAAACACCAUAAAGCAUAAGAUUUUUGUAAGUUAAAAGUGACAUACCCAUUAACCUUCAUUUGAAGGUCCCACUCUUUGUACAAUGCCUUAUGAAAUAGAACAAUAUAGAAAAGAUAUAGUUUAAUUAAAACUUAUUAAAGACUUGCUUUAUUGCAUGUGUGCAUCAAACAGUAAAAUUACAAUUAGGAAACCUUUUUUACAUACUGCCAUAUGAUUAAUGUUAGCAAAACACUGUCGUUCGUCUUACUCUUGAGCUGGAGAAAUAUCUUUUAAUAAGGCUGCUUAAAAAAAAGUUCAUAUAAAAAAUUUACAUUUCCACAAAAUGAAAAUGAACUAUGAGCUAAAGUAAAAAAAACAACAAAAAAAACAAAACAAAAAAGACUACUGAGGAUUCUGGGAUUCUGCUGGUUUUAUCUACACAAAGUACUUUUGUUCAUUUUUAUAACAGUGUCAGACAGUCUGAAAUCACAAUGCUGAUCUGGUAGUCGUUAAGAUUCCUUGACUUUUUAAGAAAGAAUAUUAGCCUUGCAGCUCCAGCAUGUCAGGGAAACACAUCUUGGUCAAUAUGGAUUCAAGGGACAAUUACAUGUUUUUCACAGCAUUAUUAAUAAUUGAGAUGAAUACUACUGAGAUUUAUUUGCACUCAAAUAUCAUCCAUGUCACAAUGCCCAAUUUCAACAUAAAAGUGCAUUUCAAUAAUACAUCAAGCAAUGUUAUAAUGGAACAACACAACUUCAUCUACCUUACAUCCUCUCAGUACAUGUCAUGAUUGCACUGUGAACUGCUUGCAAGCUCAUGUUGGAUCAAUAGACUGAAAUAUGGCAACUUAAUGUUACUUAAUGAUUACAGGCAGCUUGCUAGUCUACAUUUUAAAUGCAAGAAUUAUAUAGGUGUCCAGAAUAACUCCAGCUUCUGACAAGACAAAAAGCCUGG
Molecule: messenger RNA, 7596 nt
Organism: Ictalurus punctatus (channel catfish)
Lineage: Eukaryota; Metazoa; Chordata; Actinopteri; Siluriformes; Ictaluridae
Gene: itga6a
Product: integrin, alpha 6a
Exons: 25
Coding region: 80-3364 (1094 amino acids)
Biological process (GO): cell adhesion mediated by integrin; integrin-mediated signaling pathway; cell-matrix adhesion
Cellular component (GO): integrin complex; external side of plasma membrane
Molecular function (GO): integrin binding
Source: RefSeq, a predicted model, not a curated record